UAGUACUUUUGUGCAGGCUAACUACAAAGGCCAAACUGCAAUGCGUAUAGCGCUAUGUAUUGACAAGACGAUACUGACAGAGCUGCUAAACUGGGAGUACACGACAGGCAUGUGUAAUAGAUUUGAGUAUAUGUAGAUAAACAAGAAAUGGGGUUCAAACGAAAGGGACAUUCGUCUAGUGACGGAGAUCACGAUUGACUUGGAAAUCAACUGACCCAGUCGUGUAGCAGCUAGCUUUAUUUUAAUCAUCCUUUUUGUUGGAAUGGAAUAUAACCAUGUACAAAUGAUGGAAGGAUGAUAACAAUUAUCAUGCUAGUUGAUUUGUAUGAUUGGAGAUUACAGAAGCAUUGUGAGUUUUAUGAAGAAAUAAGAUGAAAACACGCAAGGAUGUUCGAAGACAGAGACUUCAAUUUGAUAAAAAAUAAUAACACAUGGUACGGCAAAGCAACGUGAAGCAUUGGACAGAAAUUAUGUGGUGAAAUUUGAGAGAGGGGCAACAUUCGAUACGACUCGGAAAAAGAAGUCAUUCAACUCGAGAAUUUUCUAUAUUUUAUUUGUCUACAUAUACUCAAAUCUAUUACACAUGCCUGUCGUGUAUUCCCAGUUUAGCAGCUCUGUCAGUAUCGUCUUGUUUCACUUUAUGAAACUUUGUAAACUAAUAAACUCUAAAUUUUUCCGUCCCACCAUUCACGAAGCUCAACUUCAACCAUACGAGAUGGUUGUAAAACCUACUUCUGAUUUUAACCAACACUUACUUGGUUGAUAAUGGACUUAUAACAGCGGAGGUGCAGAAUAAACCAACAAUUUUUGCAAUUUAGAGUUUUGUGGACGAGACCUGAACAAAGAUAGGCAUGAAAAUGAGAAAAAUCUCAGUUAAACUGGAGAAAUAUGUACCUAAGGGCUGCCGCAAACCUUUAGUCUUGAGCUGAACUGUUUUGCAACUCUUUGUUUUGUUAUUUUCCUUUUGGUGAGAGUGGCAAGGUAAGGCGAGGCUGCAUAUUACUUUACCGACAAAAAAGGCAAUGCAAGCACAUUUACCGAACCAUCGAAGGUACAUCUAUAUUUGUUUCUUGAUACAACUGAAACGAUAAUGGUUUUGAAAAUAUCGCUGCAAUCCAUUGGUAAAAGUUCAAAGAAACUAAAAUAUGGUUGUUAGGGAACAAAUAACUUAUGGCUAAUCCAGACCCUGUUUCUUUAAUAGAAGAGAAGCAAUAGUGGGCUGGGUCUUUUGCAAAGAGUCCCCAAGAAGCUUGUAUACAGAUAAGGGGAAUUGUCGUAUAUUAGGACUACGCGAGUGAACAGCGGUGUAUGUGCACCAUCCCCCAUGGAUACUGUUGCUAGUUGAGUUGAAUUUUCAAAUCAAAAUAGUAGCUGAUCAUAAAAACCUCGAUCAGGAAAUUGCAGCAGCCUCGAUUACAUUAUGUAGCCGAUAAAUAUGAUGUUUUGAAACCUGUAAUAUAGCGGGUAUCGAAACUUGCUUCUAUGCGCUAAAAAUGGAUAAGACAAAUAAACUCGUAAAGGAAUCAAGCCAUCCUUAUUCGUAACCACAUUUGUUAGCAUUUAAAGGCGACAGAACGAGAUGAAUUGAUGUAGGUGACAGCGUCACUUUUGGUCAGAGGCAGCAACUAGCUCUGGCUCCAUUGAGCAAGGUGCGCUUAGAAUCGAAAACAUUUUGCAAGAUGAUUUAGGCAGGCGACCUGUCAAAGCAGUCAUGCCCAUGAGUCAAAUGAUCAAAGGAGCAAAUGAAAGGAACUAUACGACAGAUCUCGAACGAUGAAAAACCGGCAGAUCUGUAAAAAUUUGUUGUCAAUUGUUUCCGAACAGUAUUAUCAGUACCAGACUGUUACUUUUUGAAGAAAAUCAAAAAGUUAUAGCUGAGUUCAUUAAUGACCAAUUUGAAGGAUUUGUUUUAAGCGGGAACCACUGUUUAUCGACAGCCAAUGAAUAGAUAAACAAGAUUCUGAGCAGAUACUGUAAUGCGAAGCACUAAGCAAAGUUGAAGGCUAACUGAUAACAAAGGUCAUUGGUGUGUCAACCGUUCAACGAGCUUGGAGGGGACAUGAUGGAUCAAGCUAAAUCAGAAACAAAAGAAAGGUCAGAAGAAAGCAAAGCACAGGACGACACGAUGAGUGAAUGUGUUAAAGUUAUCGUUCGGUGCCGACCGCUUAAUGACGUCGAGGUCGAAACUAACACAGACCUGGUUUUGUCCGUUGAUCGAAUACAGCGCACAUGCAUUCUACGGAAACCUGGAGACAAGAUCAGUAGCCCGCGAAAAGUCUUUACAUUUGAUGGCGUGUACGAUGCGGAAUCGACAAACGAAGAAAUAUACGCCGAUUUCGUUGGACCGCUAGUAGAAAGCGUAUUGGAGGGUUACAACGGAUGCGUCUUCGCAUACGGACAGACGUCGUGCGGUAAAACAUUUUCAAUGCAGGGGAUACAAUCGGUAAAUAUGCAGCGCGGGAUUAUCAACAGGGCGAUUGACCAGAUUUUUGAGAGCAUCCAAGUUACAGAUGUCACGUAUUACACGAUAAGAGCCUCCUAUCUCGAAAUAUACAACGAGGAGAUUCGAGAUCUCCUUAACAAGGGAAACAGAUACAAGCUGGACAUAAAAGAGCACCCAGAGAAGGGCGUCUACGUGCGAGGGCUUUCAUCUGUUGAAGUUACCACUGUGGAGGAGAUGGAAGAGGUUGUUGAAUACGGUGGAUGGAAUAGAGCCCUAGGCGCGACAGCACUGAACCCGGAUUCUUCGCGAUCGCAUUGCAUUUUCGUUAUUGACUUCGAACUGUGCUUCACGAGUGAAGGUGACAACAAAGAACAUUUUCGGUCGGGAAGGCUGAACCUCGUCGAUCUUGCAGGAAGUGAGCGUCAGCGAAAAGCGAAACAAGGAGAGGAGAGGCUCAAAGAAGCGACGAAAAUCAACCUCUCUUUGUCCGCCCUGGGAAACGUCAUUUCAGCCUUAGUGAGCGAAAAAUGCAAGCACAUACCAUACCGUGCGUCGAAGUUAACGCGGCUGUUGCAGGAUUCGCUAGGAGGAAACUCUCGAACUUUGAUGAUCGCAUGUCUAAGCCCAGGCGAAAACAAUUAUCAUGAAACACUUAGUACGUUGAGAUACGCCAACAGGGCGAAAAACAUAAAAAAUAGGCCGAGAAUAAACGAAGAUCCGAAAGACGCGCUGAUUCGCCAGUACCAAAAGGAAAUCAAAAUGUUGCGACAAAUGUUGAUGAGUCAGAUAAAAAUUUCUGAUUCUCAUAACCUGCCCAUGCUUCCACCAUUACCGACAACUGCGAGUAGCGACUUGGAAGAGCUUAGCCUCGUAAAGCCACCAUUUCGAUCGGCAGUCGUAAUUUCGAAACAAGCACGACUGGAAUAUGAACAAAAAAUCAGCGAACUACAGCAUCGAUUUGAUUACGAGCACAUAAAUAAUGAACGACUGCAAGCCACGUUGCAGAGUUUAAAAACAGAAUUCGACAAUUACCGUUUGCGCUCUGAAUAUUCGCUACAACGGUUGCAGGUGGAAAACAAGGCUCGCCUGGAAGCGAUGGGCGGUCGUAACACGACAACCGAUAAAUCGGACAAUUCUUCUUCAAGCGAAGAGUUCCCCGUUUCGACGACGAGUGGCGGGUCAUGUAGUUCUUGCGAGGAGUUUUUCUGGUCUGAUAAAAGCUUCGACCGUUCCAUCUUCCAUUCGGAGACCAACAGCCAAGAGAACGACAGCAAUUCACAUCUUUGGUCAUCAAGCUGGCUUCGGUGUUACUGCAGUUCGCCAAAGCGGUUUGGCAAAAAUAAGCGAGAAGGUUCGCAAGAAAGCAUCCCAAGUGAAAUUAGCUCUCGAAGCACUGGAGAUCAGUCAGAAGGUGCUGACGACGAUAAAAUCACAACAGAAAGUGAGAAGGUCUUGUUGAAUAGAGACGAAAAAAUUUGUAAAAACGAGAAAGAAUUCGAGUUAGGGAGCCGAGAGAUGGGAGACGGGAAUUCGGACACACCAACGACACCUGAAGAGGCGAAUGGAAAUGUCGUGACGAAGGAGCCACGCAGCAUCAAAGAAAUCAACGCGAACAAGAAUGAUUCUGAUAAGGUUGAAGAAACGACGGCAUGGCUCCUUAUCUGUGCAUCUUGUUUUGGUGAAAAUUAUGGCGAGAGAGAGGACAAAUCUUCGCAAACAACUGCCAUAGAGGAAUGGAAAAAUCAAGGAGAACGACUGAUGGUGAAAUAAACAGACUGGUAGGCUGUGAUGGCACGAAGAUUUAAGACAGAAAAAACUUUAUAUAAAAGAAUACUAGCAACUUUGACGUAGCAAGCUGGAAAUAUGAUUCGAAUUUGUAUAACUGCAUUAUUGUUUUUAUCUAAAAGAUUGAUUAGUUUAAGAUUCAAGAAAUUUUUUUUUUAUUGAAGCAAAGUAUGACAGAAGAAGAUAAAAUAAAUCUGAUAAGUUAUAGGUGAAUAGUUAGUUGACACUGCAUGUUGGUAUGUUUUGCAUAGAGCUGUUUAAGGUUAAUGGAAUACAAUAAAUGUUAUGGAACUGCGAUUGUAAAGAGUGAUUAUCUAAAGGAUGAUAAUUGUGUUUUUAUAACAAAUUAUAAACAAUUAGAUUCAACUUCAUUAAAAGAACUAUAACCAAAUAAAGAAUUAAGAAAAGAAUGGCUGAUAUCCCUCAGUGUUGGUAAUUAUGGUUCUUGAUCUUUAACUUUCAUUCAAAAUGCUUCUCAUUUAUUUUGUUUAAGCGAUUAUGUUUG
Messenger RNA from Rhopilema esculentum, 4733 nucleotides. RefSeq names its product kinesin-like protein KIF17. Gene Ontology annotation, molecular function: ATP binding; microtubule binding; microtubule motor activity. Gene Ontology annotation, biological process: microtubule-based movement. NCBI's taxonomy places the organism in Eukaryota, Metazoa, Cnidaria, Scyphozoa, Rhizostomeae, Rhizostomatidae. The record is from RefSeq and is a predicted model, not a curated record.